This is a messenger RNA of Penicillium hordei, 1560 nucleotides long. Its product is annotated as Dyp-type peroxidase. Bases 1 to 1560 code for a protein of 519 amino acids. Gene Ontology annotation, molecular function: heme binding; peroxidase activity. The record is from RefSeq and is a predicted model, not a curated record. NCBI's taxonomy places the organism in Eukaryota, Fungi, Ascomycota, Eurotiomycetes, Eurotiales, Aspergillaceae. Gene Ontology annotation, cellular component: cytosol. The transcript has 8 exons.
AUGCCAGACCAGAAGAACAUCCAGGGAGAUACUUGGCCUCGCCUGCCUAAGAAGGCCGAAAAAUUCGUCUUUUUUCGAAUUACCAAUGUGCAAGAAUUCAAGAAGGGACUACCAAUGAUGGCUGAUUUUAUCACUACAGCCCAUAUAGCCCUGAAGAACCGUAACGAUAUCUACAAAAAGAAAGCAGAUGGUACUCUGAAUGGUAUCAUCCAUUUAGUAUCGAUCAAUAUUGCUUUCUCGGCUAAUGGCCUGGCCAAGCUUGGGGCGGAAAGGUUCAACGAUGACAUCUUCAACGGUGGCCAGUUUAAAGAUAUGACUUUCCCGUCGGAUGGCGAGCCAGCCGAAGAUCACCAAGGUCUCGAUCCUCAGCAGGACUGGGUCAAUGAAUUCAAGCCCAGUAGUGGUGGAAUUGACGGUGUCCUCACCGUGGCUGGUGACAGUCUCCCGAGUAUUGAGAAAAUGACCCGAAAGACAUUUGAUUGGGUGUUCAAUGUCGGCAAUGACAAGCAAAGUAUUGAAGAAGUCUAUACCAGGGAUGGUCAAGUCUUCGCCAAUCAUCUUGAGCACUUCGGAUGGGUGGAUGGUAUUAGCCAGCCCAUCAUUAAGGGAAUGGACGACAUUGCGAAGACGAAGGAUAACAGAGGAAUGGCACCGAUAGACCCCGGAGUCAUCUUUGUCGGACAUGAGGGCGAUGAAAGCAAACAUCCCGAAUGGGCUAAGGACGGUAGCUUCAUGGUCUUUCGAAUCUAUGAACAGCUAGUUCCCGAGUUCUACCAUUGGUGUGCUGCGAAUUGCCCUAUUGCUACGGAAGAGGCGAGAAAGGCCAUUGAACAGGGAAAUCCGAUCGAGUGGUCUGACAAGUCAAUGGAUCAGAUGGGUCUGUUUUCCUCGCGAUUGGUGGGACGAUGGCCUGAUGGUGCACCAAUGGAGCUUCAUCCACUGGAGGACCCCAACUGGGCCAGAAACAAAGGACAGUUUGGAACGAGCGCGUUGAAGACGAUGAAUAAUACCGAUGACUUCAACUAUAACCCCGCGGAUCAGACGAGAUGUCCUUAUGCCUCUCAUAUGCGCAAGACCGGUCCUCGGGACGACUAUCCCGGUUACACCAAGCACGUAAUGAUGCGCCGAGGAAUUCCUUAUGGGCCAUGGUGCUCUAAUGAUGAACGGGCAGGUGGAUCUACACAGCAUGAACGUGGCCUGCUAUUCGUCAGUUACCAGAGCAGCAUUGAGAAUGGAUUCGUCACGCAGCAAAAACGGUGGGCAAAUGCUUCUAAUGGUCCAACGGAUAUGGCGAAGCACUGUGGAGGGGCUAGCCAGGGAAUUGACCCUCUUAUUGGCCAAGUUCAUCCCAGCCGGAAUGGGAAGAGUACAGGUGUUCAGAUCAAUGCCAAGUACGACGACGCUCCUCGGAUUCCCUUCCCUGACUCGGACUUGGAGAAACUUGGUCCCCAGGUCCACGAUAAAACUGUUGCGUUGGACAGGCUGGUUAUUCCGCAUGGUGGUGAAUACUUCUUUACCCCCUCAAUUUCGGCGUUGAAAGAUUACUUGCCCAACGCAUAG